AGUAAUUUUUUUUCAUUGAAUGUUUUCACGUAAAUUGUUAGCGGCAGUGCAGAAUUAACAAGCAACCAUCUACAAUCUGUAACAUUGCAUUAGACAUACCAUUUUCUGUGGUCAGCAUUAUUCGCACGAGGUCCAUUGAUAAGGCAGAAGCGGGAACAUGAAUGAAUGGUGUCGAAAGAAGCCCUUGGAGUGGCAGGAAUAUGUCAACAAAGAGGUGAAAGUUACAGCUGCUGAACAGGAAUACCAAGGAUGGGUCUUCACGGUGGAUCCGGUGUCUGCCAAUAUUGUUUUAGUGAACUUUAAGGAUGGUGGGACGGCAUCUAUCGUGGCAGUGAUGGGCCAUGCUGUGGAGGCAGUGGAGGUGCUGAGAGAAGGGGACAGCGGCAUGGCAGAGCAGCUGACCACCUUAUUUAUGCCAGCAGGGGCCCAGAGUUACAGCAGAGAGGAGCUGAAGAAGAGGAAAAGCAGCCUCAGAGACUGGCUGGAGAAGAACCGGAUUCCUUUCACUGAGCAGGGUGCACAACAGGAAACACUCUGUGUGGCUGGGGUUUUAACAGUGAAUCCCCCAUAUGGACCUGAGGACUGUAGCAGCUCCAAUGAAAUUAUUUUAUCAAGGGUGCAGAGCCUUAUACAGAGCAAUCCAGACCACCAUCAAGUUCAAUAAGACUUUCAGCUAAUCUGGUCAUCUCUUUUUUGUUUUAUCAUUAUUGAGAUUAUAUAAUGUAAUGUAGUUCUGCAUUCCGCUUGUGGUCCAAAUGUGUGUAGAACAGGUAGAAGACAAACUGAGUGUUAAAUUUACACACACGCGUACCCACCUCCUACAAAAGGGCAUGUUUAUUUGAUUUUUUUGCUGCUCACUGAAGCACAAUAAGGUGACCUUGAAGGUAAGGCAUUAAAAAUGCCAUAAUAUGUAAACGUAGUGUGUGUCUAAUAUAUAUAUAUAUAUAUAUA
Messenger RNA from Polyodon spathula (Mississippi paddlefish), 951 nucleotides. It is a transcript of the gene gemin6, whose product is annotated as gem (nuclear organelle) associated protein 6. The coding region runs from base 158 to 664 and encodes 168 amino acids. The transcript is spliced from 3 exons. Gene Ontology annotation, biological process: spliceosomal snRNP assembly; spliceosomal complex assembly. The record is from RefSeq and is a predicted model, not a curated record. Gene Ontology annotation, cellular component: nucleus; SMN complex. NCBI's taxonomy places the organism in Eukaryota, Metazoa, Chordata, Actinopteri, Acipenseriformes, Polyodontidae.